AUGAUCAGAAACUUAAUCAAAACAAAAACAAAAAUAAAUGAAAUUAAAUUUAAUAGGAAUUUUUUAUCAAGUUCAAUAUUAAAAAUAAGAAAUCAUAAUGAUGAUAGUAAUAAUAUAUUAUUUUCAAAUUCAAAUACCAUUGAAAUUCAAAAUCUCCCAUUAAAUAUAACAACAACUGAUCUAUUGAAUCAAUUUAAAAAUUAUAAAAUAUCACCACAUGGAAUUAAAACAAAAUAUAAUACAGAUAAAGGAUUUGCUUAUAUUACCUUUGAAAAUAAUCAAGAUUUUAUGAAAGCAAUAGACAAGAAAUUAAUUUCAUUCAAUAAUUUAAAUUAUUCAAUUGAACCAAUUAAACAAUCAUUAUCAUCCUUAUUAUUAUCAUCAUCAUCAAAUGAAGAAGAAGAAGUAACAACAACAACUAGUGAAACUAUAAAUACAAAAGUUGUUCAACACGAAAAUGUAAAUAUAAUAUCAUCAUUAAAUUCAAAUCAUUAUAAUCAUUCAAUAUCGUAUCCAAAUCAGUCAGCUAUUACUCAACAAUUAUGGUUUGCAAGAGUUAGUAAAGAAGUUAAUCCAGCAAUAACUGAAGCACCAAAGUUAACAACAAAAACACCAGAAGAGAGUAAAGUUGAGGUGAUUUUACCAUUUAGUAGUGAUUUACAAUUACGUGAAAAUUAUUUAUCCCCAUAUGGUAAUUUAAGAAUCGGUAGAUUCUUGGAAGAUUUAGAUGCAAUUGCUACAGCUGUAGCUUUUAAACAUGGUGAGAAUGAGAAUGACGGUUAUAAGAAAAUGUUUGUAACUGUAUCAGUUGAUACAAUUAAAAUUCUUAGACCCUUAAUUCCAGAUAGGGAUAUUAAAAUGGAGGCUAAAUUAUCAUGGGUUGGUAAUAGUUCAAUGGAGAUCAUGAUUAGAGUUUUCUCAAAAGAUAAUGACAAAACUCAACAAUGGGAUCCUGUCCUAGUCGCAUUCUUUACAAUGGUUGGUGUAGAUCCAAAAACAAUGAAACCAACACUUAUCAACUCAUUAAAAGUUGAAACUCCAACAGAGAGGAGACUAUUCGCUGAAGGUGAACAACAUAAAUUACAACGUUUAAAUUCAAAUCAGCAAUCACUUGAAAAAUUACCACCAACUCCAACUGAAUUACAAACUAUUCAUAAUCUAUUCAUGAUUUCAAAACAACAACACCAAUCAUCAGAUGUUGUUGAUAGAAAUUUCAUUCCAAUGAAUUCAACAAGUUUAGAAACUGUUAUUUUAUGUCAACCUCAAGAAAAGAAUAUUAACGGUCAAAUUUUUGGUGGUUAUUUAAUGAGAAUGGCAUUUGAAACUGCUUAUACAACUUGUUUUAUGAAGUUUCCAGAAUCAUUACCAAGAUUUAGAAGUAUUAGUGGUUUGAAAUUCCUUAAACCUGUUGAAAUUGGUGAUAUUCUUAAUAUGGAAUCAACCAUUACCUACUCAAAGCCAAUGAACUCUGAAGAUGAUUGUGAAAAUCAAACUUAUUAUACUCAAGUAGAAGUUUUAGCCUAUGUCACCGACCCUUCCAUUGGUGAAAAAAAACUUUCAAAUGUUUUUAAUUUCACUUUUUAUUGUGCUCCUUCAAAAUCUCAAAAAGAAAAAUUACAACAACAAAAUACAAACAAAAAAUUAAAACAAAUUUUACCUCAAACUUAUUCCGAAGCAAUGCGUUAUUUAACUGGAAAAAGAAUUAUUGAUAGUUAUAUAGAAUUUGAUCAAUCACCUUCUAAAAUGGAUAUUUUUAAAAAUGAAUAA
Molecule: messenger RNA, 1767 nt
Organism: Dictyostelium discoideum AX4
Lineage: Eukaryota; Evosea; Eumycetozoa; Dictyosteliales; Dictyosteliaceae
Exons: 1
Coding region: 1-1767 (588 amino acids)
Molecular function (GO): nucleic acid binding; RNA binding
Source: RefSeq, a predicted model, not a curated record